AUGAAAAUGCAGCGAGCUCUCAACGAUUCCAGUGGCAACAGCCACCUUCUACUACUGCGGGAUGUCUUCGGAACCUGGUCUGUCCCGUCGAAAACUACCUCGUGGCUGUAUGGAACGGUGGUAUGUAUAAAGGUGAACAGACGGAGGCGUAACAAUAUACUCAACCACUCCAAACUUCUGACUGGUCUCCCCAUGUCUCGACUUGCUUUUUUCUUGACUUUAAUUGUCUCUUUCGCAUCAGUCUUCGCAGCAGAAAUUGCCGAGCGGGGCACGGCCGAUCCCUCCUCCGUCCAUGCGCUUGGAUAUGUCCCUUCGCGACACUUUGCCACCAUGGGAAUCAUCGCGUUCGCGCAAUCGGUAGUCGUGUCUCUGAUCCACUUCAUCUGGGUCCGACCAAUCAAGCUCUCUCUGCUUACUUACGUUGUCGGAAUGACCGGUAUGCUACGGACCCGCGAUCGAGUCCAGCCGCCUUUGCUGACGACGGUCAAGCGCUCACCACUGGUUUCCUCCUCCGGGCCAUGGACGGGGCCCCGCCUUUCUAUCUGUGGAAGUACAUCGCCUGGGAUCUGGUGCUUGAUUCUUCUUUCGCCCAGCUUCUUUAUCGCCACAUGCUACUUUCUUCUCGCUCAUCUGGGCAAUACGUUCAAGCCCGAUGUCGUCUCACGGUGUCUUUUCGUCAGCCCCUCAGGCAUUAUGACGUUCUUUGUCGGGAGCAAUCUCGUCAGUUUCCUGCUGGAGGGUGGCGGCGGAGCUUUGACUGUCUCCCAACAUGAUUCUCUCGCCGCAGCGGGCUCCAAGAUUGUCUUGACCGGAUUCAUUCUCCAGGCGGCCACACUGCUGCUCUUCAUCUACCUUCUGACUUCUUUCACUAUCCGAAUGUCCAACGACUACCCUCAUCUGUGGAAACCCACCAAGGGGGCGCCUUGGAAGAUAAUGUCUGCUGGGCCGAUCGACACCUGGCGCCUGCUGGUCUACAUGAUCUUCAUUGUCUGCGGCGGACUUCUGGUGCGCACGGUCUACCGCGUGGUUGAAUUCGCUGGAGGAUACAACGGCACCGUUGCCAAUAAAGAGCUGUACUUCUACCUCUUCGAAGCGCUGCCGCUCGCCAUGACCACGUCGAUGUUCAUCUCGCUCUGGCCGACACGCUUCCUCCAUCGUCAGAGACACCGUUAUUCGCUCCCCAGCAGACCGAGCGAGGAAGCGCUGAAACUUCAGCCAGUCACCGCAGUUUGAAUUUCGUUCUAUG
Messenger RNA from Mycena citricolor, 1246 nucleotides. Lineage: Eukaryota; Fungi; Basidiomycota; Agaricomycetes; Agaricales; Mycenaceae. The record is from the annotation of a GenBank genome assembly.